Messenger RNA from Dioszegia hungarica, 357 nucleotides. RefSeq lists its product as uncharacterized. The record is from RefSeq and is a predicted model, not a curated record. Lineage: Eukaryota; Fungi; Basidiomycota; Tremellomycetes; Tremellales; Bulleribasidiaceae. Bases 1 to 357 code for a protein of 118 amino acids. The transcript has 3 exons.
AUGUUCCUCACUACCCUCCUCUCCCUCGCUAUCGCUUCGCUGGUCGUUGCCAAGCCCAUGGCUCAGCAGCCUUUCCGUGUCUCCACACCAACCGAGCUUGCCCAGUGUGCCCCUGCGCAAUUCACAUGGACAGCCACUGUCGCUCCCUACUACCUCACCAUCCACUUCGCCGACGACAACGCGCUCUUCACACCUGAAGAAGACCCCAUCAUCGUCCGCUCCUCCAAUACCGCUGCGUGGAUCAUCGACUACCCCGAGGGAACCCACCUUAGGGUACACGUCCGGGACGCGACGGGCGAGGUGGCUGCUUCGGAGAGUAUGGUCACGUUGAAGGCGUUGAAGGGACACGGACUUUAG